Molecule: messenger RNA, 2476 nt
Organism: Emiliania huxleyi CCMP1516
Lineage: Eukaryota; Haptophyta; Isochrysidales; Noelaerhabdaceae
Exons: 9
Coding region: 14-2476 (820 amino acids)
Molecular function (GO): metal ion binding
Source: RefSeq, a predicted model, not a curated record
CGUCUAGAUCGUCAUGAGCCGCACGAAGCGACGGCCUGAGCCCGCGGCGCCUUCGGAGGCGCCGCGCAAGGUCCCGCGCGCUCUAGUCGAGAUCGGUGACUUCAACCAGCCGCCGCUCCCGUCGCAGCCUCUGGCGGAGAGGCCGCCCGCCGCAGCGUCGAGCGCGCGCGAGGCGGUGCCGCCGCCGUCCGACUGGGUGUGGCCGCGCGAGGGCGAGCGGAUCGAGGUGGAGGUGCUGCGCGACGGCGACCGCAUCGCGCGCUGGAUCACCGCCACCGUCGCCUCGGUGCUCGCCGACGGCUGGUUCUCGGCGCUGAUCCGCGUGACGAGUGGUGCGCAGCACGACGAGUGGACGGACUGGUUCACGUGGCUCGAGGAGGGCAAGGACUGGCGGCGCGCCGGCCGCGCGCUCGAGAAGGGCUGGGACGCCGCCACCGUCCAGCGCAAGCUGACCGCCCUCCGAGAGGCUGCCAAGCCGGCGCCGAGGCCGCUGAUGCCAGCGAGCAGGCCCGGCAGCAGGCCUGACCGGCCUCCACCUCCGACCGAUGCGGAGCUCGCGAAUCUGCCAGCCGGGCUCUGCAAGCGAUACCAGCAGGGACGCUGCCACAAAGGCCGCUCGUGCAAGUGGAAGCACGAGCUCUGGCCGGAGCUGCAGGCGCGGUGGGAAAAGUUCCGCAAGUCGGGAGAGGCCGCCGCCGCCGCCGCCGCCGCGCGCCGGCCCCGCCUCUCACCGGCCAAGCCGGCCGUCUCUGUCCUCCCUCCCCGAAGCCUCUCGCGGGGCAUCCCUUGUAGGCCCGCCUCCGACGCGCCCAAGCCCCGCCGCAGCGACCCGCGCAGAGACAAGCCGCGCGCCAAGAAGGGGCGCGCGGGGCCGCACCCCGCCGCCUCCUCCUCCUCCGCCUCCGCCUCCGCCUCCGCCUCCGCCGCCGCCUUACCCGCCGCCACCACGCUGCAUCUCCCCGACACGCGAGCCUUCUGGGCGGCCGCGGCGGAGCGCGUCCCUGCGGCCGCGCGGUACGAUGCGCGGCGCGUCGAGGCUGCGGCCCGCGGGCUGGAGGGGUCGCUGCUUGUCGCGCCGCACGACCGCGUCGAGUGGUUCCCCGAGCCUUCUCGGAGCGUCGACCGCGGCGGGGGAGAUGGCCGGGAGGCGGCGCCGAUGCCGGUGGCGUACAUCGCGCAGCGGAUCGACACGGACGACCCGCUGUGGGGGUGGCAGGUGCGUCACGCGGCCAGCGGCCAGCUGCAGGGCUUCGUCACGCUGACGCGCUUCACGACCUGGAGCGCCGACUUUGCGUGGGACUCGUCCUCGCGCGAGUCGGGCAUGCCUUCGGCGCGGCUGUCCAACGCGCGGCUGCGCAGCGGCGAGCCGUACGGCGUCGACCCGCUGAGCCACACCACCAGCGGCGAGGGGCUGGCGGAGGUCGCGAGGGCGCGCGGCGUGGACGUGGCCGAGCUGGUCAACCUGAACAAGGACCUCUACCCGGGCAUCAAUUCGCGCUCGAAGCUGCUCGACGGCACGCGCAUCCAGCUCGCCGACCCCGCCGUCGCGGACCUCGACGCCGACUGCAGCCGGAAGGACACGCCGCGCACCGUCGCCGCGCGCACGCGGCUGCCGCUCGACGACUUGCUCGCCAUCAACGCCGCGCGGUUCAGCGGCGGGCUGGAGGCGGACUCGCGCCUCGAGCGGCAAGCUGGUGGCCGUGCGGACACGCCUCUCGACGGCAAGCCGCUGCUGCUGCGCGACCGCGAGAGCGAGGAGCGGCGCGGCGACCCGACAAAGGACGGGGUGCAGUGGACCCGCAUCGCCGAGGUCGGCCUCCUCGCCUCUCUCGGCGGCGGCGGCACCCUCGUCCGCUACGCGCUGCAGCGGCUCAAGGCGGAGGGGCACUACCACUUCGCCGUCUGCCAGGCGACGCUCGCCGCCGUCGGCUUCUACGAGCGGAUCGGCUUCCGGCGCGUGGGCGCGAGGGCGCGGUACGCGGAGAACCGCGAGGGCGAGUGGACGGGCUACCGGCAUUGGGCGGAGGCGGACGAGCGGACAGUGGCCGAGUUUGGCGACACGAGCUACCUGAUGGCGCUCGACUUGCGCGAGUGGUCGGCCGGGCCCGCGCUCGAGUUGCCGGUGGCGGACGAGUACCCGGCGGUGGCGGCGGACGCGAAGGCGCCGGACUUGCGCCGGAUGAGCUACGAGGGGGGCACGCUCGCGUACGAGUCGGGCGACGGCGUGGUCGUGUCGCUGGUGCCUGUCGCGGACGGCCCUCCCGGCUCAGAGCCGGAGCUGCGCAUGGACGUGACGUACGAGAUCGAGUCCAUCCUGAGCCACCGCGGGACCGGCCGCAAGCUCGAGUGCGCGAGAUAUGGGGAGAUAUGGGGAGAUGUAGGGAGAUGUGAGCCACCGCGGGACCGGCCGCACGCUCGAGCGCGCUCGGGCACGGUGGUCACGUGGCAGCGCUCGCACCACAAGCAGAAGGAGUAG